AUUAUAAGCUCCAAUGGCUGCAAAGCAAACAGAGUUGACAGACGAAGGGAAAGACGAUGGAGAUGAGGAAUUUGAAGAUGCAACGGAAACAAUACCAUUGCCUGAUGAUUGGACGCUAUCCACCAUGAUUGACCAGACAAGAAUGGCCUUACAUCUGUUCCUCAACAACAGAUUCUCUGAGGCCAAAAACCGAAUGGAACCAUUUGCUGACAGAAGUAUGUACCAUGCCCUAGGUUACAGUACCAUUCUGUAUAUACAGGCUGUUAUGACAUUUGAUAUGCAAGAUAUAGAUCAAGCUAUUCAAGCUUUAAAGAAAGCCAUAGCUGUGUGUGAUCGAUAUAGACACAAGUUCUCCAUGCUGGAAAGUCUGUCCAAAUCCAGAUCUAGGGCUAUUUAUAAUGAUCUCACUGAAGAGGAAAUCCAUGCUGAGCUGUGUUAUGCAGAAUGUCUACUCCUUCGAGCUUUGCUGUCAUUUGUUCAAGAUGAAAAUUUAUUGAGCUUUGUCAAAGGAGGACUAAAAAUAAGAGAAUGCUAUAAAAUUUAUAAAGAAUGUAAUAAAAUGAUGGAAAGGCCGAAAUUCACAGAGGAGAGACAAAAGGCACAUUUUGCAACAGGUGUUAAAAUGGGUGUUGGAACUUUUAAUCUUAUGAUCUCACUGUUACCUAGUAAAAUUCUCAAGCUGCUUGAAUUUGUUGGUUUCUCUGGAAACAAGAUGUAUGGGUUGAAAUGUUUAUCUGAAGGCAGCUAUGAUCUUGCUAGUCUACGAGGCCCACUGUGUUCUAUAAUAAUGAUGGCAUACCACACUGUUGUCUGUUAUAUCUUAGGACUUGCAGAUGGUGACAUCAAUUAUGCAGCAGAAUUGUUAAAACCUUGUCUGGAACAGUACCCCAAGGGUGCACUGUUCCUGUUUUUUGCUGGAAGGAUUGAGGAAGUGAGAGGGAACAUUGAUCAGGCCAUUGUAAAAUUUGAGGAAUCCAUAGAAUGCCAGCAGGAAUGGAGACAGUUCCAUCAUUUAGGUUACUGGGAACUCAUGUGGUGUCACUGCUUCAAAGGAGACUGGUUGAUGGCGAUGAAAUAUGCAGAAAAGUUGUGUAAGGAGAGUCGUUGGAGUAAGGCGACAUAUACGUACCAGAAGGCGUCAUUUCUCCAGAUGUGUGAUGACCAGACAGAGGAAACAAAGGAGCACAUACAAUUACUGUUCAAAAAUGUUCCAAGAUUAAAGCAGAGAAUUGCUGGGAAAUCUAUACCAAUAGAGAAAUUUUCAGUACACAAAGUCAAAAGAAUCCUUGAACACAAAGUUGACAUUGUUUUGCCAGCAUUGGAACUGGUUUAUGUGUGGAAUGGCUUCAGUAUCUUAGGGAAAAAAGAAGAAUUGGUAGAUCCUGUAUUGACUAUUGUAGAGCGUACAAUAAAUGACAUCCUGAAGGGCUCUGAAACAGAUCCAUUUUAUCAUGACAACUAUUCCUUGGUCAUUCUUCUGAAGGGAGCAUGUUUGAAAUGUAAGGGUCAAUACCUACAGGCAGAACAGUGCUUCAAAGAAGUCCUGCAAAGGGAAAAACUGAUCAAACAUGACACCUACCUGGUACCCUACACUACAGUAGAACUGGCUCUGCUGAACCUGAAACUGGGUGACAAGGCACAGGCUCUGCAGUACCUAGAUCAGGCAAAGAAAAAUUACAAAGGCUAUUUGUUAGAGUCCAGACUACACUUUAGAAUCCAUGCUGUCAGGCUUCAGCUGAAUGGUUCCAAUAAUGGCAGUGUGCCAGUAGAAAAUGACCUGGACUCCGAUCUAGUUCUAAAUGAAGAAUCAAAUACCACUGAUGUACCAAACGACGAGGACGCUCCUUCAGUGUCCACAAAGCUAUAACAGGGAUAGCUGACAGUUAGAUAGUAUAUAUUGUUUGACUAGUCUUCGCUGGACCAGUGACAGUUCAGAUUACUCAUCUUUUAGUGUUCACUGAAUUCGUCAUAAUAAGAGUCUUGUGUAUUUUAAAUUUUAAAACCAUUCCCAAAGUAACUCUAAAAUUAGAAACUGUGAUAUCUUUGUCCUUUGAGACACAUUCCACUGUGAUCUCCAUGUUUUUGACAAUGUGUUAAAGUAGAAAUGAGGUGUUUUUUU
Molecule: messenger RNA, 2119 nt
Organism: Saccostrea cuccullata (small rock oyster)
Lineage: Eukaryota; Metazoa; Mollusca; Bivalvia; Ostreida; Ostreidae
Product: tetratricopeptide repeat protein 39B-like
Exons: 18
Coding region: 14-1867 (617 amino acids)
Molecular function (GO): protein binding
Source: RefSeq, a predicted model, not a curated record